AUGCGAGCACGAUCUAUGGGGAAUUGGGGGGAAACGGGUGCUUGCGCGGGGACGGAAGGGGACGGGCGGACGGCGGUGGUGCUGCUGGGGUGGCUCGGCGCGCAGCAGCGGCACAUACGGCAGUAUGCCACGUGGUACAACGCGAGGGGUAUCGAUGCGAUCGGGUUCGUCAUCCCUUUCACCGACAUAUUCAGCGUCAGGCUCGGCGAAAAGGCGGAGCUGCAUGUCGACGAUCUGGUCACGGAGCUUGAGAGAUGGCUCCUCGAGGGCGCGAAUCGCGGCGCGACGCACGGCGCGAUUCACGGCGGGCUGGGCGGCGGCGGGUGUCGCACGCUGCUGUUCCACACGUUCAGCAACACGGGAUGGAUCGCGUACGGCGCCGCGCUGCUGCGACUGCAGCGCAAGUACGGGAAAGCGGCGGUGGAUGGGAUUAUAAAGGGGUGCGUUGUCGACUCCGCGCCUACACUGGAAGAAGAUCCCAAGGUGUGUGCGAGUGGUUUCUCAGCAGCCAUUCUGCAGAAGCGCAUGUUCACCAGUGUGACUGUAUCCCGGAGUGACUGCAGCAGCAGCUGUGAGAGCCUGUACCCGGAUCAGGGGCGGGAGCAGGGAGGAACGGAGGCGUUGGGGUCAUGGCAAGGGGAAGGGGAAGGGCAAGGGCAAGGGGGCUUGGGUGGUGAGGAGGGGGCGUUUUCCUCACCUGCUCCCUGUGGGUGUAAGCUGGUGUUGUGGCGGGCUGAUGAGGCUGAGAGAUUGAAGGCAUGUGGGAGUAAGGCAAGGGGGGGUGCUGCUGCUGCUGUGGUGGCAGCGGCAGGUGGUGGGGGGGAUAGAGGCAUGCGAGAAGGGAGUGGUUCUGGCGCUGGUACUGGUAAUGGUUGUAGUAACGGGUGUGCUUUAAGAGGGGUGUCUCAGCAGGACCACCAGCAGUGGCUGCUGCAGCAGCAGCUGAUAGCUGUGUACAGGAUGCAGGCAGAGAAGCAGGAGAAUAAGCUAGUGCUGGGAAAAGAACUGAGGAGAGAGCAGGAGCAAGGGAGUGGCCUUCACUUGCAACAGCAGCAGCCACGGCAGCAGCGGUGGUGGCAGCGAGGGGGGAGAGGCAGGGCGAGCGGGGCAGCGAGCAGCAUAGUGCAGGCGUGUGGGCGGAUGGUGGGGGCGUGUGGGCGGGUGGCAGUGGCGGUGGUGAGGGUGGUGAAGGUGCGCCUGGAUGCGCUAGAGAGCAUGCUGGUGACGGUGCUCUGGCUCAUCUUCCAAGUGGCUCUGCGCAUCCCCUACGUCAAAGGGAAGCUUGGUGAGGUGACUAAUACUCUGCAUCACCACCAGCCCAACUGCCCGCAGCUGUACUUAUACAGUGAAGCAGACAUAGUCAUUCCGCUGCCUGCUGUUGAAAAAAUCAUCCUCGGGCAGCGGGCCCAGGGCCACCGGCCUGAGCCUUUCACAGUGUCGGCAUCCCUACCAGAAGCCGAGAUAGUCAAUGGACCUCCUAUAGUGCACAUGCCUGUGCGGAAACCAGAGAGCUUGUCGGUUGGGUUUGCAGUUCCAGAGGAGGAGAAGCAGGGUGCUGCAAUGUGGCAGGUAAGAUGGCAAGUGGCAGGUAAGGUGGCAAGUGGCAGGUAA
This is a messenger RNA of Closterium sp. Naga37s-1, 1611 nucleotides long. The record is from the annotation of a GenBank genome assembly. Lineage: Eukaryota; Viridiplantae; Streptophyta; Zygnematophyceae; Desmidiales; Closteriaceae.